AUAAUUUUACUUGUGUUGUGUAGAUUACCAAACGACCGAGCAUUAGGUCUCUACAAUUUUGGUCGAGCCUGUCCAGAUCUUCGCGCCAGUCCCCACAACUCGUUAGCCUGGGCCAGGAGCUUUUGCGGGAGCAAGUAGAAGGAUGUCGGGCAUUGGAACAGGGUAUGACCUGUCCUCGACGACAUACUCGCCCGAUGGAAAGAUCUUCCAGACGGAGUAUGCUCAGAAGGCGGUAGACAACAGCAGCACGGUGGUGGGCCUGCGCUGCAAGGACGGUGUCGUGCUGGCCUGCGAGAAGCUGGUGCUGUCCAAGCUGCUGGUGGAGGGCUCCAACCGCCGGAUACACAACAUCGACCGACACGUGGGCGUGGCUGUGGCGGGCCUGGCGCCUGACGGCCGCAUGGUGGCCAACCGCGCCUGGGACGAGGCCGCCAGCUACAAGCGUGUGUAUGGCGAGCCCAUCCCCGGCCACGUGCUGUGCGAGCGCGUGGGCAGCUACGUGCACAUGUUCAACCUGUACUGGUCGCUGCGCCCGUACGGCGCCGCACUGCUGCUGGCGGCGUACGACAAGAACGGCCCGGCGCUGUACGCCGUGGACCCCUCCGGCACCUCGCUGCGCUACUUCGGCACGGCUGUGGGCAAGGCGCGCCAGGCCGCCAAGAACGAGAUUGAGAAGCUCAAGCUCAACGAGCUGAGCGCGCGCGAGGCGGUCAUUGAGGCCGUGAAGAUCCUGUACAAGGUGCGGGACGAGGACGGCAAGAAGUUCGAGCUAGACGUGAGCUGGGUGUGCGACGAGUCCGGCAAGGUGCACCAGCGGGUACCUGACGAGCUGCUGGCGGAGGCUGAGCGGCAAGCCAAGGCGGCGCUGGAGGACAGCGACAUGUGAGUGGGCGGGGUGGGGUCGAGGCGCUGGAGGACAGCGACAUGUGAGUGGGCGGGGGGGUGGGUCGAGGCGCUGGAGGACAGCGACAUGUGAGUGGGCGGGGGGGUGGGGUCGAGGCGCUGGAGGACAGCGACAUGUGAGUGGGCGGGGGGGGGGGUCGAGGCGCUGGAGGGCAGCGACAUGUGAGUGGGCGGGGGGGGGUCGAGGCGCUGGAGGACAGCGACAUGGACGACUAGGCGCUGCGCAGAGAGUCCUGGCACAGGCGGUGGCGGCGGUGCGCGGGGCGCUAUGGUGCAGGUACUAGUGGCGCAGAGAGGACUGGCACAGGCGGCGGCAUGAGCGCAGGGUAAUACCGUAGUGGCGCAGGUGAUGGCCAUGGAGAUGUGGUUUGUGAGAUGUGUGGCACAGCCGCAGCCGAGGGCGGAGGUGCGGUGCCGCAUGUGCCCCAGGGUCUCGGGGUAGUGCGUUGCGUGUAUGUAGGGAAGGGUGUGUGGGAGGAGGCGCCUGUCAGGACCCAAAAGCGAGCUCUGUUGCUGUCUGAUCAGCGAUUGAGGCAGUCGAGGAGAUUAAGUUCAACCUAGUUCAGCGGUACAGCCGUGAUGGUGCGAGCGCUGUUGGACAGAGUGUGGUGCUACUGCAUGGACGGCGGGCGCCGGUCCGCCGCGCGCGUGCCAGUCGAGAGGCCGGCAGUGUACGGUGGGGCGCUGCGGGGUAGGGGCAGGUCGCGUAAGAAGGUUAGAAAGCAUGAUAUCUCCAAGGACGAACAAGCACCAGCUGUAACAUACCUUAGAAAGCAGAGUAGGGAGGCCCGAGGCCGAGGCAAUCGGAUGUGCUCUGAGCUAGGAACUGGGGACUGUGACGAAGGCUGACAGACAGGGAGCGAAGGAGCCCCGCCUGCAGGUUGUGUGUAAGGUGUGUGCGAG
This is a messenger RNA of Chlamydomonas reinhardtii, 1806 nucleotides long. RefSeq lists its product as uncharacterized. The record is from RefSeq and is a predicted model, not a curated record. Gene Ontology annotation, biological process: ubiquitin-dependent protein catabolic process. NCBI's taxonomy places the organism in Eukaryota, Viridiplantae, Chlorophyta, Chlorophyceae, Chlamydomonadales, Chlamydomonadaceae. The transcript has 11 exons. The coding region runs from base 143 to 886 and encodes 247 amino acids. Gene Ontology annotation, cellular component: proteasome core complex, alpha-subunit complex; proteasome core complex; nucleus.